Messenger RNA from Chrysoperla carnea, 937 nucleotides. RefSeq names its product 3-hydroxyacyl-CoA dehydrogenase type-2-like. Gene Ontology annotation, biological process: fatty acid metabolic process; androgen metabolic process; estrogen metabolic process. The record is from RefSeq and is a predicted model, not a curated record. The transcript is spliced from 4 exons. Gene Ontology annotation, cellular component: mitochondrion. The coding region runs from base 94 to 915 and encodes 273 amino acids. Gene Ontology annotation, molecular function: estradiol 17-beta-dehydrogenase [NAD(P)+] activity. Lineage: Eukaryota; Metazoa; Arthropoda; Insecta; Neuroptera; Chrysopidae.
UUUGAUAAUAAAAACAAGUAGAUGAUGUUGUAAGUUGUAAGUUGUAACAUAACCAACAAAUCAGAUAACAUUUACAACUUAACAUUUAUAAAUAUGUUAUGGAAGAAUAAUGUAUGUUUGGUAACUGGUGGUGCAUCUGGUUUAGGUGCAGCAACUGUUAUUAAAUUUAUUGAGUUAGGUGCUAAAGUGAUUGCAUGUGAUUUACCAUCAUCUAUUACAACUAAUUCUAAACAAAUUCAACAACAACUUAUUAAUAAUAAUAAUAAUAAUAAAAAUAUUAAUAUUGAUCAACAACUUUUAUUUGCACCAGUUGAUGUAACAUCUGUUGAUGAUGUAUCUAAUGCAUUAAAUAAAGUUAAAGAAGAAUUUGGUAAAUUAAAUAUUGUUGUUAAUUGUGCUGGUAUUGGUGUUGCAUAUAAAACAUAUAAUUUUAAUAAACAACAAGCACAUUCAUUACAAGACUUUACAAGAGUCUUACAUGUAAAUACAAUUGGUACAUUUAAUGUAAUACGUUUAGCAUGUGAAUUGUUAGGUGCUAAUCAACCUGAUGCUAACAACAAUCAUGAACGUGGUUGUAUUAUAAAUACAUCAAGUGUAGCAGCAUAUGAUGGUCAAUGUGGUCAAGUUGCAUAUGCAGCUAGUAAAGGUGCUAUAAAUAGUAUGACACUACCAUUAGCUAGAGAUUUAUCAACACAAGGUAUACGUGUGAAUACAAUAGCACCAGGUUUAUUUAAUACACCAUUAUUAUCAUCAUUACCAGAUAAAGUAAAAGCAUUUUUAUCAAAAUCAGUACCAUUUCCACAACGUUUAGGUGAACCUUCAGAAUAUGCACAAUUAGUUUGUAAUAUUAUUGAGAAUCCAAUGAUUAAUGGUGAAGUUAUACGUAUUGAUGGUGCAUUACGUAUGCAACCAUAACUACCAUAACUAUUAAUAUGUU